This is a messenger RNA of Olea europaea var. sylvestris, 2051 nucleotides long. RefSeq lists its product as uncharacterized. The record is from RefSeq and is a predicted model, not a curated record. NCBI's taxonomy places the organism in Eukaryota, Viridiplantae, Streptophyta, Magnoliopsida, Lamiales, Oleaceae. The coding region runs from base 334 to 900 and encodes 188 amino acids. The transcript has a single exon.
UUCCACCUUGAGGGCAAGGUGGAUUUGGAAACCGGGGGUAUUGAUAGGCUCCAAUCAACCUCGUGCAUUCUAGAAGGACCUAGAAGAAGAAGAACUUGAAAGUGGUGGAAAACUAGUCUGUUGGAGAGUAAAAAUGGGAGGGAAAAUGAGUUACAAGUAGCUUAUAAAUAAGGAAGAGUUGGAGGAGAAGAGGGAGGAGAAAAUUGGGUAGUCACUUAGGAGAGAAUUGGCUCUCUCGAAAAGCCAAAUACCGUUGUUCUUCUUUUAUUUCCUUGUUUUCCAAUUUCUGAAUCUGCUCCACUUCCAGCAGGGUUCUAUCAGAGACCAAGACACAUGGAGGAAUAUUUUGUCAUAAACAGACACCAUACAGAAAAUGAAUCAUUUCAGUCUGUGCUAUUCCUUGAAAUAAAGGUUGUGGUUUUGAUGCUUACUGUCUUGUAUCUUCUGUUGCUAUAUGGUUUGUAUGUUCCUGACUGGGAGUAUCAGAUUCCAAUUGAAGCAUCUUCUUCUGCAAAAGUAUACUCGGUGAAAUGUGGUGUACAUGGAGACACUGGACCAGCAUGUAAUGCUGUUGGUAUGAUCGAUCGCAAAAUUUUGGGUAUUCAUCACUUAUAUAGAAGGCCAAUCUAUGCACGCACAAAACAAUGUAGUAUCAACUCCCCAGAUUAUGGUCCACUUCCUCCUGAUGCUCCUUCAUGGUGCCAAGCCCCUUUUGACCCUGAAGGGAUUUUAAGUACAGUGAUGGCUACAGUCUCUUGCUUGCUCGGUUUGCAAUAUGGGCACAUUAUUGUCCAUUUUAAGGAUCAUAAAACUAGACUGUUGCAGUGGUUUGUCCACUCAUGUGGUCUUGUGGCUUUGGCUGGACACAGAAUUUGGAAGCAAGGAGAAUUCAUAAUUUAGAUGAGUUAUAUUCCUGUGGAACUUCCGUUGAAGAUCAUUAUUUAGAUUUCACCCCUUCCGCUUAUUCCAAAUAUGUUCUGAAAUCUGACGAUGAGAAUGUUAUCAUUGAUAGUUUGGGGGAUUAUAUUAACCUUGUAGUUGUUGCUCCCGUGGUGACUAGCAUUUUGUGGCAAAUGGGAGCAUGUAGAUAUGGCUUUAAUCAGAAUUUUGACGCCUCAACUCUUCAGAUAUUUCCAUCACAGGAGUUGGACUAUCUGCUCUUUGGCUGCAGAGAGCCAUGGAAAGUCAAGACCCUUAUUGAUCAUACGAAAUUGGAUCAUGAAUACAGAAGUCCGGGUAUCAUCAAUAUAUUUGAGAUUGUGAGGGAGUUCACCCUUGAGCAGCAACAAACCUUCAAUCAGUUUGUUAAUGGUGCUCCAUGGCUUCCACCUGGUGGUAUGGCAGUGCUGAACGAGUUAGGGUGCUGGGCAGCAGCAAUCAAGUAUACUUUCCACCUUGAGGGCAAGGUGGAUUUGGAAACCGGGGGUAUUGAUAGGCUCCAAUCAACCUCGUGCAUUCUAGAAAGACCUAGAAGAAGAAGAACUUGAAAGUGGUGGAAAACUAGUCUCUUGGAGAGUAAAAAUGGGAGGGAAAAUGAGUUACAAGUAGCUUAUAAAUACGGAAGAGCUGGAGGAGAAGAGGGAGGAGAAAAUUGGGUAGUCACUUAGGAGAGAAUUGGCUCUCUCGAAAAGCCAAAUACCGUUGUUCUUCUUUUAUUUCCUUGUUUUCCAAUUUCUGAAUCUGCUCCAAUUCCAGCAGGUUCAUAUCCAUUUUAUUUACAGUUCAAGAGUAAGAUAAUUCAAUUACGUUUAAGUCUAUUUCCGGUUCCCUCAAUUUGUCUCAAGAGUAUUGUGUGAAGUGAGAUUAUUGUAGGGUUCUAUCAGUCAUCUGAUGUAUAAACACCCUUCCCUCCUCCCAAAAUGGGUGAGAGAUGAGCUAAAUAUGAAAGAUGAUCUAUUUGAUUUGUUGGCAAUGUAUGCCUGUUAAAUGUUCCAUUCUGUGCUCAUGUAUGUAUAUUGUGAAAUAAAAACCUCCUUUAGAUUGACAUGUUUCGUUGGUGUCUGAAGUUCCUUCUUCGACCGUUUGAUGUUCUAACUUGUUCAUUUUAUGAU